GGAGCAGGGAGUCGCCUUGUUUCCACGCUCCGGAGUCGGGAUUAGCGUUUGUUCUCAGCCUCGUCUGCCGUCUUUUCGCGCCGUUCGUCCGUCCUCUGACCAGCUUUCGCCCGGAGCACCAUGGGAGUCGACGGUUGCACCCGAUGCAUCAAGUACACGCUCUUCGUCUUCAACUUCAUCUUCUGGCUCGUUGGAGGAGGGAUCCUGGGUUUGGCUCUUUUCAUGAGACAUGACCACCAGGUCAAGAGUCUUCUGGACAUCACGCUGGACGGACGGCAACCCCCCAGCACCUUCUACAACAGCAUCCACAUUCUGAUCGCCGUGGGCGCCGUGAUGAUGGUGGUGGGCUUCCUGGGCUGUUACGGCGCCAUCCAGGAGUCGCAGUGUUUGCUGGGAACGUUCUUCACCUGCCUGGUCAUCCUGUUCGCCUGCGAAGUCGCCGCUGGGAUCUACGGAUACAUGCACAGAGAAACCAUAUCCAAAGACAUGAUCACCUUCUAUGACUUCAUGUACGACGAGGCCAUGAAAGUAGGCGUCACCCAAAACGGCGACAAUAAGCCCGCCAUGCAGGGACUGAAGAUCUUCCAUGAAACGCUGAAAUGCUGCGGGAAAGGGUUGGGCACGUCUCUCCUCAGCAAGGUUGUAGGGAUAGCGGGCGGGACCGACGUCUGCUCCAACGAAUACAUCGGGGUUAGCUGCCACACCAGCAUCAACGAGCUGUUCUCCACAAAGAUCUACAUCGUGGGAAUCGUUGCUCUGGUGAUCGCCGUCAUCAUGAUCUUUGAGAUGAUCUUCAGCAUGGUCCUGUGCUGCGGCAUCCGCAACAGUCCGGUGUACUGAGGACCGCCGCGGCCGGCCAGCCAGGUGGGCGGCGCCCCGACCAGAGGACGGCCGCCACGACCCGCCUCUCUUUUGUAACUAGAAAAACCACGUAUAGCGCUUGCUGGAAGUAGUCCUCUCUUUACGACCAUGUAAACCGUGUUCCCUCCACGUUAGUCCAGACGCCGCCUCACUCGUAGCCGUGACUCGCGUCUGUCGACGUGAAGCCACAGACGCUUGCUAACGGCCUUUCUGCGUAUGAAGAUGCUCUUACGUUCUCCGCUGGAGGUUUUUUCACUGUUUCAUGUAUAAACUGUAUAUAAAUGUAUGUUGACCGCGCUUCUUUCUGCCUGAGCAUGGAUCAGCUGACCCCGCCCGCUUCUGUCAUUUCCUGCAUCCUUUCUGACGCUCCGUUUCCUGUUACCCUUCGGUGCCAAAACCAUGCUAGCAAAGGAAGUAUUAGCGCCGGCGUUCCAGCGCUCGGUCAGGUGUCGUUUGAAGAGGCCUCAGAGCUCCGCCCCUAAGGAGACCCGAGGCUGUCGUCUUCGCCCCCACCCCCGCCUCCUCGUGUCUUUGGUACGUCCGGCCGGGCUGGAGGAGGACCCGGGUGCUGCGGCCACCUCCAAUGCUGACCUUUGAACCCCGUGGCCGCAUGCCCCCACCCCCCCUCCUCUCCGGCAAACUGUGGUUUGCCCAAAUAUAAAGGGAUUAAAUGUAUUUUCCAAAAAAA
Messenger RNA from Oryzias melastigma (Indian medaka), 1549 nucleotides. It is a transcript of the gene cd81a, whose product is annotated as CD81 molecule a. The record is from RefSeq and is a predicted model, not a curated record. Gene Ontology annotation, cellular component: membrane. NCBI's taxonomy places the organism in Eukaryota, Metazoa, Chordata, Actinopteri, Beloniformes, Adrianichthyidae. The transcript is spliced from 8 exons. The coding region runs from base 121 to 840 and encodes 239 amino acids.